AAGUAUAUUAGUCAGUAAUAUUUUUCUGAAUAAUACUUUUAAUUCCGAAUAAACUACAAAUGUAUUUACGAACAAAUUUAAUGGACUUAAGCCAUCCGGAUUACCAUGUUCACCGGAUUAUCGAGGGGUCCGGACUAUCGAGGCUUUACUAUGGUAUAUAUGUAUGUAUGUAUAUAUUGUAUUGUUUAUAUUAAUAUGUAAUAUUGCUAGUUGAAUCAAAUACAUAUGAAUAACGUUAAUGACAAUUGGUAUUGAUAAAUAUCGCAAUAACCCGCAUUUAUGGGACAUUUAUAGAACUCGUUUUUAUGUUUAUUUUAAUCUACGACAUUAAUUAGUGUAAUUUAUGUAUUAUAAACGGCUGCCCAGAUUAAGUGAAAUCCGGACUAAUGAGGUUCUACUGUAAUGUUUUGAAGUGUUUCAAUGUUGAAAAGGAACACUCUACUGUUGUUGUAAAAUCUGGUAGUUGCCAAAACGUUCAACAGAAAAUUUAUGUUUUGAUAAAAAUUUACAUCACGUGUAUCCAAAAAAUCCAUCAUUCUAGGGGGGGAUUAUUUUUUUUUAUAUAUUUAUCAAUUUCUCACGCUAUUAAAAAUAUUCAGACAUGGACACUCUAUCUGACACACAGUCUUCGUAAAAUAUAUUUUAUUUUUUAAGUUUUGAUACAUUUUAAUUUAAAGCAAAUUUUGCUAUUAAGAUUUUAAUCGAUGAUAAACUAUCAUUGUUAUACUUAAAACGGUUAUCCAGAUUUAAAGUGAGAGUAUUUAUUGAUGUAACAAAUAUAGAUGCUUUAUACUCUAUAGUCAAUAAUAUUCUUUUAGUGAGUUACAAUCAUAAUUUCCCCUAAGUUUUUGCUUUUUACUGAUGCGAGAACAUAAAAUAUCUGAAUUAAAAUAAUGUUUUAUAAUACAAUAGCAUCAUAAAAAAUGGAUGAAAAUGAUUUUAAAUUACGAUUACGUGUACAAUUAUAUAAUUUACUAAGGCAGCAUACCCCUACAAUAUUUUUCGAUAAUAAUUGAAGUUAUCGACGUUGCUGACGUGCAUUGUGUCCGCUAUUAAAUAAUAUUCCAAAUUCUACCGUUCCACAGUGAUUUAUUUUUGUAUCACAAUACAAUAUAAUACUUUUUGAAUAACACGUGGAUAUUUAAUAAAAAAGUUUUUCAAUUUGAUUAAAAUUAUAAAAGAUUACCAUUUUAUAUGACGGCAUGGACAAAUUCUGGAAGGUACUUGGAUCCAAGAACCUCUCCUGGUUACAUGCUUGCAGCAACAUUAUGCAUUAUAUUAAUAGUUUGUUUAAUUUUCAUUUGAACAAAUGUUUAUUAUAAAGUAUAAACGCAUAAUAUAUUAAUAAUUGAGCAUAGUGUCCGACGCUCCGACGUCUCGACGUCUGUCACUUUUUUAUGAACUCAAUACCUUAUUAAAACUGACCUAACCCUUCGGGUUCUAUUGUAUGUAUGAUAUUUAUAUAGGUUAAUGGUUAAAUCGAUUACUCGAUUUGCGAAAGAAAAAAAUUAUUAUAGGUCUUUUUUUUAAUUCCGUUUGUCAAGUGUCAGGAGACAGGAAGUCUACACUUGUUUCCUGCACACUUCAUGCACAAGUUUUAUUCGACGUCGUGCGUAAUUUAUUGAUAUCGUCCAUCGAAAGUUGUACACCGGCUGCGCGCCACUGUAUUAUACUAUAGGUAGGUAGGUACUUUCAUUACACGAAUCGAAUGGCUUUAAAAUAAUUCUCUCUCUCUUCUUUAUUCCUCGUCGGACGUCUGAGCGAAUAUAAUGCAUUAUAAGUACAUAUAUAUAUAUAGCGUGUACUCCGUCCAACGAUCGUCGUUGAUUGAUUGAUUGUUCGCGGGCAAAAAUAGGUUUUCGGAGUAGGUUGUCGUGAUGGUAUGUGCAUUAAGUCUGCGAGCGCGUCAUAACCAACUGGCAUUCAAACGAAACCUUCGGUUUUCGUCGCACGCGGUCGGCGGCGAUGGUGGUUAACGCGGUGUGAAUGCGCGCGAGGGUGAACGUAAACUAAUCGAUACGACGUGACGCGGCACGCUCGGAGGGGAACUUUUAGACGCGCGUGUGUGGGCGGGCGGGUGGCCCCCGUGGCGUGGUGUCCGCGCGCACAUUCCACCGCCGUUUCGCUCCCCUCGGACCGUCGUCGCGCAUCCCUAGCCAGUACCAAUCGUCGCGCCGUCCGAGCGCCAUCGACGUCUGCCAUGCUUGAUCCGUCCCGAGUGUUUUGUCGUCGCCGCCGCCGUCGUUUCCGUCAUCGCGUCGUCGUGCACCGUCUCGACUGGCGGCGUUAGACCGCCAGCGCACACACACUCGCGCAAUCGUUUAACCACCGCCGCUAUCGGUCGUGGUAUACACUGCAGUGGUAACCGGUGCUAACGACUGGUGUCGCCGCCACGGGUCGGGAUCGUGCGAUGCGCAGCGGACCAUGACGCUGUGCCACAGCGAGACCAGGAGAAAACAGCGGCGCGUCCACGGGCUGCAGAUGCCGUGGCACCCGCAGCAAGUGGCCGGUUGGCUGGUGUUAGCCACGUUCGGCGCCUGUUCGUUUGGAGUGCUGUUGCCCGGCCUCGGGCCCGACGUCUAUCCGGUCGCGCUGUUCGUGCUGGGCAGCCUGUUCUUCUUGCACGUCGUGUCGCACGUAGCCGCGCUGCUCAUCGACCCCGCCGAUCCGCAGCUCCGGGCCACCGGCGACGACGCUCGGUCGUCCCGGAAGUCCGUCCCCGAGCUGGACAAGACCAAACACGCGCACGUCAUCGAGAACGGCAAGUGUCACUUGUGCAAUAUCUACACUUCCGGUCACCGGACCAAGCACUGCGGAUCGUGCAAUAAGUGCGUGGAGAAAUUCGAUCACCACUGCAAGUGGCUGAACCACUGUAUUGGCGCCAGGAACUACGUGGCGUUCAUCGUAAGCGUCGUGUCGGCCGUGCUUGCGUGCCUGGUGAUCGUGCUCGUGUCGUCCGCCGAGCUGGUCAUCUACAACGCGGACCCGAUGCACGUCGAACACUACCUGCGUCCGAUGUUCGGCACCAACCAGACCAUCCAGGUGAACCAGCUGUUCAGCGUCAGUCGACUGUCGGUGGACCGGAACGUGUUCGUGGCCGUCGCGUCCGUCCAGUGCUUUUUGGCCCUGGUCGCCAUGGUGCUGCUACUGCACUUGUGCGUGUUUCACGUGUACAUAUCCGCGCUGGGCAUCACCACGUACGAGUACAUCCGAAACUACAGACGGUAUCCGGAGUUCGACUCCAGGAACGGGGCGGCUGCGCUGUCUUCAUCGUCGUCGCUGUCCGACAAAAACGCCUCGAUGUCUUCGGGAUGCUGCGGUAACGCCGCGGGCCGGAAGUCCGUCAUGGCCAGAGUGUACAACUCGGCGUGCUGUUACGGCGCGGUGGCCACGGGCCGGCGCAAGCGGCCGUCGUGCGGCAUCCACUCGAACCUGAACGGCGCGAGCCGGAACAACCAGGAAAGCGGCGCCCACGACGAUAUGACCGUUGAGACGGUCGAGUCCUACGGUCGCGGUAGUGGCUCUAGUAGACUGCUACAACAACCCAAGGACUUGGAUCGGACGACGAGACCGGAAGACCGCGAGCAGCAAAACGCACAGCCAAAGUGCCGGUACUGUCUGGAGAAGAACAGGAUACGGGGUGACGGUGCGCGGUUUUUCGUGUUGGGCAAACGCCGCAAAGGGUUCUGUUGCUGCUUCCAGAAACCCGAGCCGGUAUUUGGUCGAACCGCCGCCACAGCCGCCGCCCACCACGUCAAAGUCCCGCCAUCGCCUUUUGCAGUUCGCAGGAAUCGUGUCAUACCCACCGACGGCGGUCAGCUGUCGUUGGUCGUCGACGAGUGGAAAUCGUUCAACUCGGGCACGCUGCCGGCCUUGCCGCACGCGGCCGGCCACCGUCAGAUGCAAAAGAUCACGCUCAAGGAGCUGGGCCAGGUGUUAGCGUUCGUCGAACAACAGCCCUUGAAAACCAAGCGGCGCAAGAUUGGAAGCGGAAACGGGCAAAUAAAACACUCAAAGUCGUCGUCCAACCUGUCGCCGAUUCACGAGUCGGGACUGUCCAACCCGUCAACGCCGCAGCUGAAAAACCGUUACCCACAGACCAGGCCGUGCAGUUGGCUGUCGUCGUCACCGCCAGCGCCGCCGCCGCCGCCACCAUCGUCUUCCUCCCCUCACAACACUUCUAAAACCGCGUGAUUUAUGUGUGUUUGGGUUUUUCCAUAUCCACCCUUUUUCCUUCCCCCUAGACACACGUGAUGCGUGCGCGCACAAUUCGCAUUUCGUUUUUAUCGUAGACUCUUCGUGGACCGAUAAAAUAUUUUAUGAACGACAGCGUCUGGUAAUCAAAAUUGUAAACCUUAAUAGUAUAUAGUUUUACUACCGUGCAACCAUGUCCGAACCGAAACGACUUGGAUCGGAUUGCCACCGACCGACGAACGAAUCGACCAACGAUCGUGGUUUCCGUUUCCCAUUGUUUCUGUUCUGAUGUCACGCGUAAUGCAACUCUUCCGUAUAGCAGUGUAUAUGUAUAUAGGACAUAUAGGUACCUAUUUGAUUUAACGCGAAUGAGAACGAUAACUAUAUCGAAUGUUACUGCUCUGGUAAGAUAAAAUGCCGUUAAUCGCUUAAGAACGUUUUUGAAGAAAAAAUACACUUCUGUAUUUCGCAUUUUCUUAAGGUUCAUAAUGCUUCCUACAUAAUAAUAUUUCUUAUAAUAUAACACGUGAUUUCUAUGUAAAUUUACACGAGAAAUGCAAUGAAAUAAAAAUAAAUAUGAUGAAACGCAUUUUUAAAUUGAUAUAGACUUGUUUCAUGAGGAAUAAGUAAGAAGUGUAUGUAUUAUAAUUAUACAAGUUAUAAUUUAUGGUAUAAUAGUAAUAUCUUGUUUGUUGAGCAGUACUUUAAACUAACCUAAAUGAAUUAAAUUUUAAAAUUUUAAUUUUUUUUUUUUUGGACGGCAUUUUAGCUUGAAAAGACAGUGUUUAUGUCAUCGAUGUCAUACGUAAAUGUACAAAAUUCUGUAGAGGAAUAAACCACAAAUAAUUGUAUUAAAAAUAAUUUGGAUUUUAUUGUUUUUAUUUUAUAUACUUACAUAUAUAUAACUUAAGUAGGUACCUAUUUAUUAUAUUGUACAUUAUACUCAAAGUAUUAUACCUACCUAGUUCUCCCCUAUUUAAGACUAAUAGUGACUACCAAAAUGUUUUCAAUGUAACAUGUAUUUGACGUUUCCAAAAGUCAACAACAAACGACUGCAACCCAUUUAAAUCAAUAAUGAUGUUUAAUUUUCCUAAUGACCAAAUAAAAAAUGAUUACUGAGCAUGCGAUAUUAUAAUAUUCCUUAUCAUGUGAUAUAUAGGUACCAAUUGUAAGUCAUCCUUUCUUGUUGUACUAUUAUAUUAAUAUUUUAAUACUUUUCCAUUUUUAUAUAUUCAUUUA
Messenger RNA from Melanaphis sacchari, 5433 nucleotides. RefSeq names its product probable palmitoyltransferase ZDHHC11. Gene Ontology annotation, biological process: protein targeting to membrane; peptidyl-L-cysteine S-palmitoylation. NCBI's taxonomy places the organism in Eukaryota, Metazoa, Arthropoda, Insecta, Hemiptera, Aphididae. Gene Ontology annotation, cellular component: endoplasmic reticulum; Golgi apparatus. The coding region runs from base 2425 to 4194 and encodes 589 amino acids. The transcript has a single exon. Gene Ontology annotation, molecular function: protein-cysteine S-palmitoyltransferase activity. The record is from RefSeq and is a predicted model, not a curated record.